GGGUGGGGGGUUGGCGUGGGGCAGACCUGGGGCAAUUUGGGGGUGCUGGGGCAGUUUGGGGUCUGGCCUGGGCGCUGCAGGCGGGCUGGGGGCAGUGGGGUCACAGGAGGGGGCUGGCCGGUAACAGCCACCCACAGGCCCCUGCGUGGGGGCCGGUGCCGUCCCCUCGGCCGUGGGUCCCUCCCGGCACAGGGACCAGGCAGCAGCCGUGACCCUCCCCCCUCCACACCCCGGGGUCCCCCCUGCCCCCAGGCUGAGAGCGGUGCCCUGGACUCUGCUGCGCUGCCUGCUCCCAGCCCCCCCGUGCACCCCGAGAUGGCCGCACAGCUCCGGUACCCUGGGCAGGUAUCCCACGCUGUGCCACAGCUCCCCGCACCUGCCCCAUGCCAUGGCGGACCCCCCGACGCUGAAGCCACUGGUGGCUGUGGGCCAGGUCACCUCCACGCCUGACAAGGAGCUGAACUUCGCCAUCUGUGCCGGGCUGGUGCGGGAGGCCACACAUCGCGGCGCCUGCCUCGUCUUCCUCCCCGAGGGCUUUGACUACAUCGGCUCCAACACGGCGCAGACCCUCAGCCUGGCUGAGGGACUGGACGGGGACCUCAUGGGACGCUACGCCAAGCUGGCUAAGGAGUAUGGCGUGUGGCUGUCCCUGGGUGGCUUCCACGAGCGCGGCCAGGACUGGCCAACCACGCAGCGCAUCUACAACUGCCAUGUGCUGCUGGACCCUGCAGGUAACAUUGUGGCCGCUUACAGGAAGACCCACCUGUGUGACGUGGAGCUGGAGGGACGCGUCACCAUGAAGGAGAGCAGCUUCACCAAUCCUGGUACCGAGAUCGUGGCCCCGAUCAGCACACCGGCAGGGAAGCUCGGCCUCUCCAUCUGCUAUGACCUGCGCUUCCCCGAGAUCUCGCUAGCGCUGCGGCGUGCCGGUGCCGAGAUCCUCACCUACCCUUCAGCCUUCACCGUCCCCACGGGCUCAGCACACUGGGAGCAGGUGCUGCUGCGGGCCCGGGCCAUCGAGAGCCAGUGCUACGUGGUGGCAGCUGCCCAGACUGGGAAGAACCAUGAGCAUCGGACGUCCUAUGGCCAUGCGCUGGUGGUGGACCCCUGGGGUGCCGUGGUGGCCCAGUGCCAUGAGGGAACUGGGCUCUGCUACGCCGAGAUCGACCUCAACUACCUGCACCGCAUCCGCCAGGAGAUCCCGGUGCACAGCCACCGCCGGCCUGACCUCUAUGGCACCAUGGCAGCCACAGGGCUGGCACCAGUGCCAUGAGCCCCUCCCUGGUGUGGUAAAAUCCAGAGCAGGGCCAGAGCUGCUCUUUCAGACUGUUUCUCCCCAAAAUGCAGCAGCAAGAUGGGCUCAGGGUUCCCUGUGCCGCAGCCAGAAGUGUCUCCCCCCCAAGCUCCCAUAGUGCUGGGGGGGCGGGUCAGGGGUCCCCCCAGCACAGGCAGGGGCAGAAGGAGCCAGCCAGGCACUGCGGUAGAUGUUUAUUUCAAGAAACCCGAAAGCUACACAGGGAAUAUGACCAUUAUAUUGAAGUUUAAAAAAUACAGAAGUCACAGAAAUUACA
Harpia harpyja (harpy eagle) is the source of this 1571-nucleotide messenger RNA. It is a transcript of the gene NIT1, whose product is annotated as nitrilase 1. The record is from RefSeq and is a predicted model, not a curated record. Gene Ontology annotation, molecular function: hydrolase activity, acting on carbon-nitrogen (but not peptide) bonds, in linear amides. Bases 389 to 1273 code for a protein of 294 amino acids. NCBI's taxonomy places the organism in Eukaryota, Metazoa, Chordata, Aves, Accipitriformes, Accipitridae. The transcript has 5 exons.